Messenger RNA from Caenorhabditis angaria, 5044 nucleotides. The record is from the annotation of a GenBank genome assembly. Lineage: Eukaryota; Metazoa; Nematoda; Chromadorea; Rhabditida; Rhabditidae.
AUGGAUGAAGACGGUUUUGAUGAUUUAUUAGGAGUAAGUUUUUUGAAAAUUUCAGACAAGAUUCUUUAAUCUGAAAAUUUUUCAGGAUAUGGACGAUUUAGAUGCCGCUUUAUUUGGGAAGAAGAAACCGGCCCCACAGAAAAAUAUGCUUUCUUCAAUUUUAUCGAAUGUGAGUUUUGGAGUUGCGAUAACUUGUGUGUGGGAAAAUUUGGAGAUGUGGGAUUUUUUUAUCAAUAUUUAAUUUCCGGACUAAACUUCCGGAGGCUUCAGAAGCUUCCGAGGGCUUUAGAAGGCUUCAGAAGGCUUCAGAAAGCUCUAGAAGCCUUUUGAAGGCUUCAGAAGGCUUCAGAAGGUUUCAGGAGGCUUGAAUUUGCUUCAGAAGGCCUGAGAAGCCUUUAGAAAGCUUCAGAAGGUUUCCAAGGCUUCAGAAGGCUUCAGAAGGCUUCAGAAGGCUUCAGAAGGCUUCAGAAAGCUUCGGAAGGUUUCAGAAGGCCUGGGAAGUCUUUCGAAGGCUUCAGAAGGCUUCAGAAAGCUUCAGAAGGCCUGAGAAGCCCUGAGAAGCCCUGAGAAGCCUUCAGAAGGUUUCAGAGGGCUUCAGAAUUUCUCAAGUGCAAAAUCAAAAACCAGAAAUUCCCAGAAGAACUUCUAAUAAGUCCCCCUUUUAAUUUUCCUCACAAAAAUUUUCACCUGAUUCUAAAAUCUCAGCUCAUAAAGUGCAAGCAGGUGAAUUUUCAAAAAUAAAUUUGCAGCCCUCAACUGGUCCUCGACCUACAGUAAGUUUUUUGGAAGAAUCGCGAAAACCUGCGGUUGCGGCUACGUCACAACCAAGAUCUACAUUUGACGAUUUAUUCGGAGCAACUUCUACAGCUUCAAGUGCUCCACGACCAGCCACAGCGGAAACGUGAGUUUUUUAGAAGCCUAGAAGGCCUGGGGUGCUUGUGGGGCCUUCUGAGGCCUUCUGGAGGCUUCUGGAGGCUUCUGAACCUUUCUGAAGACUUCUGAAGCCCUCUGAAGCCCUCUGAAGACUUCUGAAGCCUUCCAAAGCCUUCUGAAGCCUUCUGAAGCCUUCUUGCUAAAAAUCCAAAAUUUCAGAGCUCCACGACCUCGUGCAAAUCUGAGCAAUCUCUUCGAUUCGGCUCCAAGAGCUUCAACAUCACAAACUCCAGCCAUACCUUCAACUUCAGCACCACAACAACAAAUGGCGCCAACAACACCCACCACCGAAAAUUCUUUCGAAGCUGGCCGCAUUCAGAAACUUGAAGCUGAAGUUGAGCGAUUGAAUCGGGAGUUGGAUGAUUUGAAAAAAAGGAAGAGGGAUGAUGAGGAGGAUAUGGAGAGGAUUUGGAAGUCGAGGAUUGAAAAAUUGGAGAAGGAUCAUAGUAGGCAGAUUGAGCAAUUGAGGGAGACACAAGUGUGAGUUAGAGAGAGAGAGAGAUAGGCUAGAGAGGCUAGAGAGGCUAGAGAGGCUAGAGAGCAUUGAGAGGCUAGAGAGCCUAGAGAGCCUAGAGAGCCUAGAGAGGCUAGAGAGGCUAGAGAGGCUAGAGAGGCUAGAGAGGCUAGAGAGGCUAGAGAUCCUAGAGAGGCUAGAGAGGCUAGAGAGGCUAGAGAGGCUAGAGAGGCUAGAGAUCCUAGAGAGGCUAGAGAGGCUAGAGAGCCUAGAGAGCCUAGAGAGCCUAGAGAAGUUACGGAUCAAUAAAUUUCUAAAUUUUUCUCAAAACUAGACUUUAGUCUGCAAAAAAUUUUAAUUCUCGUCUAAAUUCUGAGGUUAAGCUAAAUUUGGAUCAGUAUUGAGCAUUUUUCAGACUAGAGUCUAGUUUUGAGAAGAAUUUAGAAAUUUAUUGAAUUGUACCUUUAGGGCUAUUUUUAUUUUUUUUCUGAAUUUUUCUCAAAACUAGACUCUAGUCUGAAAAAAAAACUCAAUUCUGGUCUAAAUUCUGGGGUUAAGCUCAAUUUGGAUCAGUAUGCAACAUUUUGUGGACUAGAGUCUAGUUUCAAAAAAAAACUUUUUUUAACAAAAAUUUUUGAUUCAGAAAAUGUCGAAAAACUAAAUUUUUUCCUAUUUUUUUAAAAUUUUUUUUAUUGAAACAUUUUCGCUGCGAGAUAUUUUUCAUUUUUAUUUUCUAAAUCGAAAAUUUUUGUUAAAAAAUUUUUUUUUUGACCUGAAUCACCCAAUUAAAUUCACAAAAUUUUCAAGAAAUUUUUUUAUAAUUUCAAAAUUUUGUGAGUUUUGAAAUCUGAAUCUAAAAAUAUUUAACUUCAAAAAUAGGGAUUCAGAAAAUUUAGGAUUUUAGCAAGACAAGGUUUUCCGAAUGAAAAAUUUCAGAUAGCCUAGAAAAUCAAUAAACAUUCCAGAUCGCAACUCGAAAAACUCGAAUCCGACCAAAAAAUCGAGCUCGAUCGAAUGAGCCAAAACUACAAUCGACAACUCGACGGGCUCACAACAUCAGUUGGACAAACUCAAGACAUUGUGACGAUUGUGGAUAAAGUCGACACAAUUUCAGCAACAAUUUCAAGAAUUGCUGGAGAUGUUACGUGAGUGCAGAGUUCCGCUAACUCAAAAAAAAUCUUCAAAAUUUGUAGAUCUUCAAAUUCAAAAAUCCAAUCUGAAUUAGAUUAUCAACUGCGUCUUCGGGAAGAUUUAUUGGAAGCUAAGGAGAAGAAAUUCAAUGAAGAUCAGUUGAGAUUUGAUGAGGAACGGAAAAAAGUUCAUGAAUUGAAUUUUCAGUUGAAUGAUAUUGUGAAGAAGCAGAAAUCUAGUUUUGAUAAUGUGAGUUUUUUGGGAGAAGAAAUAUUUUCUAGAUUUUCUAGAUGUUCUUCUGGCUUCUGGAAAUAUUCAGAAACUUCUUCUAGAUUUUUCACAGGCUCUGAAAAAGAUUCGGAAAGGAUUUCCUGAGCCUUAAGAGUUUUUCAGAAUCUUCAGAACCUUAAAGAAUUUUUCUAGACUCUCUAGAUAUUUUCCUGGGUUUCAAAAAAAUCUGAAAAUUUUAGAGCUUUUUCAAAAUUUGUUCUGGCUUCUGGAAAUAUUCUUCUAGAUUUUCUAGAUUUUUCACGGGCUUCUGAGAAUCCAGAAUAAUCUUCUUUUUCCAGGAAAAAUGGAAAGUUCGUGAAGAAUUUCAAAAACUCGAAGUUGAACGUCAAUUAUUCAAAGAAGAUCAACAAUUCAUUCUAGACAAUCUAGCCGUCGAAAAAAAUCAACUCGAAAAACAAAUCACCUCGUUUCAUCAAAACCAGCACGAUCUUUUAAUUCGAAUCAGCACGGAACGUCAACUUCUGGAGCAAGAGAAGAAUGAGUUCUAUACGAAGAGGAAUCUAGACAUCAAACGUAUCAAAAAUGAGGCUUCUGAAUUGGACAUCAAGAUCAAUCAAGUUGGAGCAGUUGAGAAGAAUUUGAUGGAAGCUCGCCGGAAAUAUGGCGAGAAGUUGGAGCAACUUCAGAGCUUGGAAAUUUCGCUGAUGGAAGAAUGUGUGGAGAUUGAUCGAUUGAGGAAUUAUGUUCAAGGUGGAGCUGCUGGAUUUCAGGAGCUGACUAGAAGAAAUGAGGAGGGAAAUUCUGCGGAGAAUUAUCAGAAGUAAGUUUCAGAAGGCUUUCUAGGCUUCCCAGCUUCUUUAGAAAAAAAAACAAAAAAAUUUCUCCCCGGCCGGGAAUUGAACCCGGGUCUCGCAUGUGACAGACGCGGAUACUCACCACUAUACUACCGAGGACACAUUGGAACUCUGGCAAAAUUGCAAAGAAAAAGAGGGAGCGAGAGGCGAGAGAGUGAAAAUUUUGAGAGAUCUUAGAGAGUUUUUUUCUGUUUGUGUAGGGAAUCAAUGAUUUUGUGUUGUUUUUUGAAUAGAAAAUAGAAAAUGAAGAAAAUUUGAAAAACUUGAAUGAAUUUCAAAGUGUUUAACUGAAAAUUUCUGCAAAAUUUUCAAAAAUAAAAUGAAAAUUGGAAAAAAAAUUCAGAUUUUUUUUUUAAUUUUACGAAUUUUCGAGAAAGCCUGGAAUAUAUCUGAAAAGCCCAGAUGAUAUCUAGAAAGCCCAGGAGCCCGUGCCAAAUCAUCUAAAAGCCCAGGAGACAUUUCAGAUAGUUCCAGAAGCCUAGAAGCCCGUUUCGAAUUAUCUAAAAGCCCAGAAGCCUUUUCUGAAUUUUCUUGAUGCCCGGAAGACCUUUCAAAACUAUCUAAAAGCCCGGGAGACCUUUCCUAAUGUUCUAAAAGCCCAUGAGACAUUUCAGAAAGUUCCAGAAGCCCAGUAGCCUUUUCGAAUUUUCUAAAAGCCCAGGAGCCCGUUCGGAAUGAUCUAAAAGCCCGGAAGACAUUUCAGAGAGUUCCAGAAGCCCAGUAGCCUCUUUUUAUUGUUCUAAAAGCCCAGAUGUCCGUUCUGAAUCAUCUGGAAGCCCAGGAGGCCUUUCCUAGUGGUCUGAAAGCCCAGGAGCCCGUUCCGAAUUAUCUAAAAGCCCAGAAGCCCGUUCGAAACGAUUUAAAAGCCCGGGAGACCUUUUUGAAUGUUCUAGAAGCCCAGUAGCCUUUUCUGAAUGUUCUAAAAGCCUGGGAGACCUUUCUGAAUUAUCUAGAAGCCCGGAAGACAUUUCAGAGAGUUCCAGAAGCCCAGAAGACCUCUCUGAAUGUUCUAGAAGCCCAGGAGCCUUUUCUGAAUGUUCCAGAAGCUCAGUAGUCAUUUCUGAAUGUUCUAAAAGCCUGGGAACCUUUCUGAACGUUCUAAAAGCCCAGAAGACUUCUCUCGAUGUUCCAGAAGCCCAGGAGCCUUUUCAGAUUGUUCCAGAAGCCCAGGAGCCCAUUCCGAAUUAUCUAAAAGCCCUUGAACCUUCUAGAAGCCCCGAGAGUUUUCCUGAUGGUCUAAAAGCCCGGGAGACCGUUCUGAAUGUUCCAGAAGCCCAGGAGCCCGUUCUGAAUAUUCUAGAAGCCAAGAAAGCCCACAAAAAUCGAUAAAUCUCAAAUUUUCAGAAACGAAAGUGUUCGAGCCACUUUAAAAAAGCACGCGGAUUAUCUGGAUCGCUAUGUUGGUCAAAAAGUCGCCGCAGUCGCUCCACAGAAUCUGUGA